AUGCUAAAAAGGAUACCGAAGAUACUGGUGCUAAGAGAGCAAUUCGAGCACGCCGACGCCCAAUUCGUGCGGCAGCGCGUCGCCUUUGUAAGACUCCAGGCGGAUAUUGUGCAGUUUAUCGAAGUUGCUGUGGCACAAAGGACUCUGGAGCAAAGCAUUUCUCAGAUCACCCGCCUCAGCAAUGACCUGGUGCAUGAGUCGAGCAUUCUAACUGAAGGCGAACAGCGCACUGAAUCAAUUCGGGAGAAACUCAGUCAAGCGGAGUACAAGCUGUGGAGUUUGGAGAAGGCAUCCUUAGAGAGAUCAAACACUCCAGUUUCAUACUCUCAUUCGAAUUCUCCGACGGCUUCGCAAAGCGCUCUUUCAAAGGGCGAUGCUAGGAGGUCCUCUAAAGAGUCAGAUAAUCCUGAUGUCAGCGCUCUGUACGACCGUGCUGGAGAUUAUAAGAAUCUUAUGAUGAGACUUUAUAACUUGAAUGCCGAUCAGUAUAUCAAGGCGAAAACUCAAAAACUCCCGGUACAUGUGCUCGAAGAUGCCGAAUCCCUCGCCGACACUGAUAACUUCAAGGGCUUAUUCUUGGAGCGGGCGAAGCUAACUGAAGAAAUUUUAGCAACAAGAGAGGAAAUUAAUGUUCUGAAAGAGCGUUGCGUCGUCCAGGGGUUUGAUAUUAGUGAGCUGGAGGAUAUGGACAUGUUCGAUUAUCUGCUCCCUGGUGGCUCGGACCAUUCCCAUCGGCCUGGGCCGGAACAAUCAACACCGGAAACAAGAACACCGCAACAAGUUCUCAACAUUGGGACCGCCGCCGAAGCCGAAUUCCAAAUCCAAAAACUUCAAGCCACGCGAAUGAAGCGGUGGUUGGAAGAUGUUCGUGUAUCUACUUCAGAUACUGCUGGAUCGGAACAGAAAAAGGUUAGGAUUCCUACAAUGGAAGACCUCAACUCACUUAAAACAUCACCGACACCCCAAUCUAGCGAAAAUCGUCAUCUGUCCAGCACUGGGGAAGACAUACUCGAAAAGAUACCCUCUUUGUGA
Messenger RNA from Eremomyces bilateralis CBS 781.70, 1032 nucleotides. RefSeq lists its product as uncharacterized. Bases 1 to 1032 code for a protein of 343 amino acids. Lineage: Eukaryota; Fungi; Ascomycota; Dothideomycetes; Eremomycetales; Eremomycetaceae. The record is from RefSeq and is a predicted model, not a curated record. The transcript has a single exon.